AAUAUUCAAUUUUACACGUCUAAUUUUAUGUAAAAAGAGUCAACGAAUGAUUUCUGAAUAUCGGAUUUUGUUUGGGGGCGAGAUCGUCGCUUUUGAUUGGAGACGCCGAUUAAAAUCCGAAAUUUGACCGACUCCGGCACGAUAAGGUCACUAGAACUUGCUUUGGAAACGUGCAUUAUCAAAGAGUGCUGGAAAACGUUCGAAAAGACAUGGAUAAGCACGAGAUUGCACCGGAUGUCAUCGACUCUGUACCGUCACAAGAAGUUAAGCUAAAGUAUGGUGACUUGGCUGUCAACAAGGGUAAUGUGCUGACCCCAACCCAGGUUCAAAACCCUCCAACCCAUAUUUCCUGGCCAACAGAGCAAGGUGCUUUUUACACUCUGCUAAUGACAGAUCCGGAUGCGCCAAGACGCAGUGACCCCAAAUUCCGAGAAUGGCACCACUGGCUUGUGGUCAAUAUCCCUGGCUGUGAUGUAAGCAAGGGGAUGACUGCCGCUGAGUACAUUGGCUCGGGUCCACCUAAGGGAACUGGCCUCCAUCGUUACAUUUUUCUUGUGUACAAGCAGCAAGGGCAGAUUACAUAUUCUGAUCCUAUCAGAAAGAUGAGUGCGGAAGGGCGUGGUGGGUGCAAAGCUAGAGACUUGGCUGCCAAGUACAACCUUGGGUCCCCUGUGGCAUGUAACUUGUAUCAAGCUGAAUAUGAUGACUAUGUACCAAAGCUAUACAAGAAGCUUAAGUAAACCGGUUGUCAUGACACAUGUUAACAAGCUUAAAAAGUAGUUUUGAUAAAAGAACAACAGCUAUGUUACAUCACACUACAAGCUUUAGUUAGAAUGUCUCCAUGGCAUUUAGGUUUAUGAGCUUUCAAGUGUUGAUGUCACCAUGACUACUUUAGUAGAAAGCGAAACUGUUUGAGAACCAUAGUGGCAGAAGACACAAUAAAAAGUAGUCAGCAAACAAGUUAACGAAAGCACAGAAUGUUAAACAAGGACUGACAACUAUACAAUUAAAAAAAGAAUAGUAUCA
Molecule: messenger RNA, 1026 nt
Organism: Nematostella vectensis (starlet sea anemone)
Lineage: Eukaryota; Metazoa; Cnidaria; Anthozoa; Actiniaria; Edwardsiidae
Product: protein D3
Exons: 5
Coding region: 210-740 (176 amino acids)
Source: RefSeq, a predicted model, not a curated record